Messenger RNA from Danio rerio (zebrafish), 2094 nucleotides. RefSeq names its product TNF superfamily member 12 (gene tnfsf12). NCBI's taxonomy places the organism in Eukaryota, Metazoa, Chordata, Actinopteri, Cypriniformes, Danionidae. Gene Ontology annotation, biological process: immune response. Gene Ontology annotation, molecular function: cytokine activity; tumor necrosis factor receptor binding. Gene Ontology annotation, cellular component: extracellular region; membrane. The record is from RefSeq and is marked provisional.
GCAGGUCAUGCCAGAGAUUCAGCUCCCUGGAAGACGUAAAUAAAAUGCAAAUCCCUACUGGGCUACUGACAACACUCAGAGCAAGAAUGAACAGAAUACUGCUAUGCCAUCUGUGCCAGACGCGGUCCACGCAAUAAACACGUCUCCAUAUACCAAAAGCACUGGCCGACUUGCUGGGGUCAGUCUUGCAAGUGCUGCAUUUGCGCUCUGACUUGGAGAAGCGCUCGCGCACGGGACCUACCGGAGAGGCUCAGGGAUGUUCUCGUGGAUUACGGACACAAUGAUUGACGUGGAAGCUCCAGAACGGUGAACGACCCGCGUGCGCAACAAUGCAGCGAAUUUUCCAGAGGAGACGGAUCCGCACGCUGCGCUGGGUCUGGUCGCUGAUGGCCGUGCUCGCGCUGUCUCUGGCCGUGUGCAGUGCCAUAUUUACAGUGUGGACGCUGCGACAAACGCGGGACCUGUCGAGGUCUUUCCAAACUCUGCAGGAGCGCUUGGAGCAGGUGAAUAUGCAGCGUAAGGCCAUCUUCCAACUGAUCCUGGAAAAACGCGAACUGUUGGAGAGCCAGAGGUUCCGCAGAGAUGUGGGAGGGAAGAAAGGAAACGGACGAAAAGUGGCCUCUCAUUUUGAGAUAACCAGUGAUUCCUUCCAAAAAGUUGGAAACGAAGGAGUCAUUAAAGGAUGGACUGAGGAGCAGCUGAAUAUGAGCAGGGCAGUGAACUACAAUUCAGAGACCGGCACCUUCAGAGUGGAGCGUAGCGGCGUCUACUUCGUGUAUUGUCAAGUACACUUCAACGAGAACCAGAGUCAGUAUGUGAAGCUCGAAGUGUCCAUUCCUAAAGGCCCUUUGCUCCAGUGCAUUGAAGGGUACGGAACCACUCCAGCCUCUGGCUCUCACAGGUUUCACUUCCUGAAGCCAUGCCAGGUCUCCGGCCUCCUUCGCCUUAACAAGGGGACCGAGCUGAAGGCUGUCACCGGAGCUUCCUUCAGUCUGCAGACGUCAGGCAAGCACUAUUUCGGCCUCUUUAAAGUCAACUAGAUGCACUGAGAGUUUCCAGACACCUCAACUGUACGGACAGCAGACUUUUAUAGUUUUCCACAGAUCACUGGUCUAAAGUAUCUAUCCUGAACUUGUCUCUUUGAACCCGACAUUGCCUUAACAGAGAGAAUUUUGACUCUGAAAGAAACAUUUUUUUUAAACAGCUGUGCACGGUCAUGGAUGACCCCUUUAUGAGCACAAGUGGCCUUCAGUGCAGAUGUCAUCAGGAUGUUAUUGCCUGCUCAACUUGCCUUGUUGGACCAAUUUAUGGAGAAUCAUUUGGUACUAUGCUGGUUUGGCUGCAAAUGCCUUAUUAAACACAAACCAGCACAAUUUCUACUAUAUAAAUAUAGCUUUUAAUUACAGCAUACCAGAGAUGUUGCUCCAGCAGCGUGGUUGGCUUAUAUACUGGCAUAACCAGUUUGAACAGAAGGAAGAUGAAUUUUCAGCAGCUUUCCUGGCCACUACAAGCAUGAGAGGUUUCACCACUGGUUACUUGGCUGGACCAAAAUGGAGUUGCCCCAGUUCCUGAACUGCCUUACCACUGGAUGGGUUCAGUGCAGAAAAAUGAAGGUUUUGGUUGGUCGUUAUGAAAGCACAGAGGGCCUAAAUAUGCAUUGAAUGAUACAUGAAACUUUAGUUGUUGCAAAAAUGCCACAUUUCUCUCCAAAUACACUGUCACUGUGACAUACCAAACAUAUAAUAAUAUUUAUCAGUAAAAAGGCAGUGACUUAAAGCAGAUGAUGUAUCUUGUGUACUGUACUGUUCCUAAAGUGGACUUAUGUGUACAUAUAGCAUGAAGGUUGAUGGCGUGGACCCUUAAAAAGUCACAAUAUGCCUUUGGUUUUUAUAUAAUGUGCAAUUUCAUGUCUAUUUUUAAUUAGUUUAAGUAAAGUUACAGAUUUUUUUUUUACACCACCUUAAAUUCAUUUAAUCUCACUAAUUAGAAAUGUAUGAAACCACUGGUGAGUCAAAUCUGUUAAUGUCUACAUGAUUUCCGCUUCUGAAGCCUUUCAUAAAUCUUGUCAAUGAAUUAAAUCUUAAAUGGAGAUCA